Messenger RNA from Cantharellus anzutake, 807 nucleotides. RefSeq lists its product as uncharacterized. Gene Ontology annotation, biological process: nucleosome assembly. Gene Ontology annotation, cellular component: nucleus; chromatin. NCBI's taxonomy places the organism in Eukaryota, Fungi, Basidiomycota, Agaricomycetes, Cantharellales, Hydnaceae. The transcript has 6 exons. The record is from RefSeq and is a predicted model, not a curated record. Bases 1 to 807 code for a protein of 268 amino acids. Gene Ontology annotation, molecular function: chromatin binding; histone binding.
AUGUCAAAGAUUGGAAAGCGCUCCAAGGUGGAAGAGGAUGAUGCACAGUUCACUGAUGAACAGAUUGAGGCUCUGGAGGCUAACCAGAAGGAGCUCGAGCGCGUGGAGCUGGCGCUAGAGCGUCAAACAUUUCUUCGAUUGGACAAAUAUUACGAGAAGCGCCGGUCAACCUUGAAGGCCAUUCCCAACUUCUGGCGGACCGCCAUACGAAACCAUAUCCUUUUGUCAGAGGCGACUUCGCUCCUCGAUGACCAGAAGGCUCUCUCCUUCCUCGAGGACAUCAAUGUCGUGCGUGACCCCAGGGAACAUCGCGCAUUUACCAUUGAGUUCUACUUUGCGGCAAACCCGUUCUUUACUGAAUCUGUUCUCAAAAAAGAAUACAAGCUCACCCCCUCCAGCGAUGCUGCUGCCAAUCAGCCAGAUGAGGAUGGGAUCUCGGAUGCGAUUCUUAACUUCGACUUGAAGCGGGAUACCGAGCCAUCGACGAUCAAAAUCGGUUGGAAGGAGCCUGACAAGACUUUGACCCAGUUAUAUCCACGAGUCACGGACCCAGAUGAUGAGGAGUCUGUGGAAGACCACGGUUCUUUCUUCAACGUUUUUGAGCACCCUGACGCUGAUGGCGAAAUCGCAAACGCCAUCGCGUUUGACCUCUAUCCCACUGCAAUUGAUUACUUUUUCAACCGUGGGGAGAACAGCCUCGGUGCCUUGGGUAUGGAAUCAGACUCAGAUGAGGAGGAAGAUGGGUCAGAUGAGGAGGACAUUGAUCUGGAGAAGCCUAAAAAGAAAGCUAAGAAGGCUAGGCACUAG